Clarias gariepinus (North African catfish) is the source of this 3960-nucleotide messenger RNA. RefSeq names its product AP-2 complex subunit alpha-2. Gene Ontology annotation, cellular component: AP-2 adaptor complex; membrane coat. Gene Ontology annotation, biological process: intracellular protein transport; clathrin-dependent endocytosis. Gene Ontology annotation, molecular function: clathrin-cargo adaptor activity. Bases 147 to 3143 code for a protein of 998 amino acids. NCBI's taxonomy places the organism in Eukaryota, Metazoa, Chordata, Actinopteri, Siluriformes, Clariidae. The record is from RefSeq and is a predicted model, not a curated record. The transcript is spliced from 23 exons.
UCUGUGUGACACCGGAAAUGUAGCAGAAGGAGAAGCAGCAGCAGCUCACCCGCCCCAGCUAACAUAGCCUAGCCUAGCCAGUCUGUCCUGUGUGUACCAGAAAAAUAAACAGGCGCUGAGACACGGAUUUACUAAAAUAAACUAAAAUGCCGGCGGUUUCUAAAGGAGACGGGAUGCGCGGCCUGGCGGUCUUCAUCUCCGACAUCCGGAACUGUAAAAGUAAGGAGGCGGAGAUCAAGAGAAUAAACAAAGAGUUGGCCAACAUUCGCUCCAAGUUUAAAGGAGAUAAAGCUCUGGAUGGCUACAGUAAGAAGAAAUACGUGUGUAAGCUGCUGUUUAUUUUCCUCCUGGGACACGACAUCGACUUUGGACACAUGGAGGCGGUGAACCUCCUCAGCUCCAACAAAUACACAGAGAAACAGAUCGGCUACCUGUUUAUCUCUGUGCUGGUAAACAGUAACAGCGAUCUGAUCCGCCUCAUUAACAACGCCAUAAAGAACGAUCUGAGCAGCAGGAACCCCACCUUCAUGAACCUGGCACUGCACUGCAUCGCCAACGUGGGCAGCAGAGAGAUGGCAGAGGCCUUCGCCUCCGAUGUGCCCCGCAUACUGGUGGCAGGAGACACGAUGGACAGUGUGAAGCAGAGCGCGGCGCUGUGUUUGUUACGGCUCAACCGGACGUCCCCUGACCUGGUCCCUAUGGGCGAGUGGACGUCGCGUGUGGUGCAUCUCCUCAACGAUCAGCAUCUGGGAGUGGUGACGGCAGCGACCAGUCUCAUCAUCACUCUGGCUCAGAAGAACCCAGACGACUUCAAGACCGCCGUGUCUCUGGCCGUGGCCAGACUCAGCAGGAUCGUCUCGUCGGCGUCCACAGACCUGCAGGACUACACCUAUUAUUUUGUAGCAGCUCCCUGGUUGUCCGUAAAACUGCUCCGCCUCCUCCAGUGUUACCCACCCCCAGAGGAUGCAGCGAUUCGUGGACGUCUGACCGAGUGCCUGGAGACGAUCCUGAACAAAGCACAGGAGCCUCCCAAAUCCAAGAAAGUGCAGCACUCUAACGCCAAGAACGCCGUGCUGUUUGAGGCCAUCAGUCUUAUCAUCCAUCACGACAGUGAGCCGACCCUGCUGGUGCGAGCCUGUAAUCAGUUGGGUCAGUUCCUUCAGCACAGAGAGACGAACCUGCGCUAUCUGGCCCUGGAGAGCAUGUGCACGCUGGCCAGUUCAGAGUUUUCCCACGAGGCCGUUAAAACCCACAUCGACACUGUAAUCAACGCACUAAAGACUGAGCGUGAUGUGAGUGUGAGGCAGCGUGCAGUAGAUCUUCUCUACGCCAUGUGUGACCGCAGCAACGCCAAGCAGAUAGUAGCAGAGAUGCUCAGCUACCUGGAGACGGCUGACUACUCCAUCAGAGAAGAGAUUGUGCUAAAGGUGGCCAUCCUGGCGGAGAAGUACGCAGUGGACUACACAUGGUACGUGGACACCAUCCUGAACCUGAUCCGCAUCGCCGGUGACUAUGUGAGCGAGGAGGUGUGGUACCGCGUCAUACAGAUCGUCAUCAACAGAGACGACGUGCAGGGCUACGCCGCGAAAACCGUGUUCGAGGCGCUACAGGCUCCAGCCUGCCACGAAAACCUGGUCAAAGUGGGCGGAUACAUUCUGGGCGAAUUUGGAAACCUUAUUGCCGGAGACCCGCGCUCCAGUCCUCUCAUUCAGUUUAACCUCCUCCACUCCAAGUUCCACCUGUGCUCCGUCCCCACCCGGGCCCUGCUCCUGUCGGCCUACGUCAAGUUCAUCAACCUGUUCCCCGAGGUGAAGGGCACCAUACAGGAGGUCCUGCGCUCGGACAGUCAGCUGAGGAACGCCGACGUGGAGCUGCAGCAGCGCGCCGUCGAGUACCUGCGCCUCAGCUGCAUCGCCAGCACCGACAUCCUGGCCACGGUGUUGGAGGAGAUGCCGCCUUUCCCCGAGAGAGAAUCCUCCAUCCUGGCUAAGCUGAAGAAGAAGAAGGGCUCGGGAACCAGCGCGGAGGUGGAUGAUAGCCGAAAGGAGCGCAGCGCAAACGUGAACGGGAGCAGUAAUCACACCGCGCCCAGCACAAACGCAAAGCCCUCUCCUUCAACUUAUGAAGCUUUGGCUCAAGCCACACCCCUGAUCAACAGGCCACGCCCAGUUCCCAUCUUCUCCACUCUGAACAUGCCUCUCUCACCCUUAUCACUCCAGGCUUGUGCACUUCACACUGCUCCUGCUGCUCCUCUCUACCAGGUGAACUCGUCCUCCUCGUCUCCUCCCUCAGACCUCCUGGGUUUGGGGAACAGCACACCCCUGAACUCUGCCAGUCCUCCAGCGAUGUCCAGCACAGGGAGUCUCCUGGUGGACGUCUUCUCCGAAAACCUGCCCGCAGCCAGUCUCACCUCGACCACGCCCGUCAUCGAGGAAAACCUCCCAAGGUUUGUGUGUAAGAAUAACGGCGUCCUGUAUGAGAACCAGCUCCUGCAGAUUGGCCUAAAGUCUGAAUUCAGACAGAACUUGGGACGCAUGUACGUGUUCUAUGGAAACAAAACCUCCACGCAGUUUGUGAAUUUCUCCUCCUCUGUGGUCUGCCAUGAAGCCCUCAGUAAUCAGCUGACCGUUCACACGAAAGCCCCGGACCCUGUGAUAGACGGAGGGGCUCAGCUUCAGCAGAUCCUCAACAUCGAGUGUUUAUCAGACUUUAUAGACGCGCCGGUGCUCGACAUACACUUCAGGUACGGAGGCAGCAUCCAGAACAUCACUGUUCGACUCCCCAUCACACUCAACAAGUUCUUCCAGCCCACGGAAAUGAUGUCUCAGGAUUUCUUUCAGCGAUGGAAGCAGCUCAGUGCGCCUCAGCAGGAGGUGCAGAAGAUCUUCAAGGCCAAGCAUUCCAUGGACACGGAGAUCACCAAGGCCAAGAUAAUCGGGUUUGGAACAGCGCUGCUGGACGGAGUCGACCCGAAUCCUUCUAAUUUUGUUGCCGCUGGAAUUAUACACACAAAGACGAUACAGGUCGGCUGUCUGCUGAGAUUAGAGCCUAACGUACAAGCACAGAUGUACCGUCUGACACUGAGGACCAGUCGAGACACCGUGUCUCAGAGACUGUGUGAGCUGCUCUCAGAACAGUUCUGAUGUCCGCGCUGUCCCCUCCCGCCCUCCUAGCCUGAGGACGGUCCCUGGUGUCCCCUGUGUCCUCCCCAUGAGCUUGUAAACACUCCUGAUGGUCUGAUGUAGCUCGUGUCCCCCCUCCUCGUCUAUAUUAACUCUGUGUACAGUGUAAAUGUCCCUCUUUUAUUUUAUACUCUUAUAUACACAGGUGACCCUCCUCCUCCUCCUCCUCCUCCUCCUGCACAUGUAGCUCAGCUAAUCCUCGUCCGCUUAAAGACGGCCUUUAGACGUACACAAGGCUUUCUUCUCCAUAAACGUCUCUACUGCGCUGUACAUGCAGACAGAACUCUGUGUGUGUGUGUGUGUGUGUGUGUGUGUGUGUGUGUUAUUGGGAAGGGGGGGUUAAAGAAGCUGCACAGAGCUCCAUCCUGCCUGACGUUACAGCAACUCGUGAAACCUGUGGCUGAAUCAAGUGCCUUGGACUAGCACAGCUGGAACUCCUGGGGGGCCCUGGAGACGAACACUCUCAGUAUUCCGUUGAUCUCGUGUAGAAUAAAUCAACACUCAGGGGACGACAGUAUAAUUCUUCUUCUGAAGCCACACACACACACACACAUCAAUAACAAGUGCUUUAAAAGGGAUGAAUUAAAAGUGCUUGACUUUACAAAAACAGUUAAAAACAAAAAAAGGUAAAAGUCAUUGCUCGGCCACUGCCAGCUCUCCAUGUGCCUUCGACUCGUCUGUUCCUCUUGACUGUGUGUCUGUUGUUCACAUCUGAGAGCCUGCUAUACUCCUGACUUUCAGAUGGGUUUUUGCCAAUUAAACUACACCCUGACACUCA